Formica exsecta is the source of this 1244-nucleotide messenger RNA. RefSeq lists its product as uncharacterized. The record is from RefSeq and is a predicted model, not a curated record. Lineage: Eukaryota; Metazoa; Arthropoda; Insecta; Hymenoptera; Formicidae. The transcript has 5 exons. The coding region runs from base 200 to 574 and encodes 124 amino acids.
UUUAUAUUUUUCAGAAACCAACAUUUGUCAUUGUCGUGUCGUGAAUAGGAGAAGUAGACUAUAACGACUUGGAUCACAAUUUGGCGAUUAAUACAGCAUUGCGAUAUUGAUAGUAAAAGUCGCAUAGAAAGGUUGGAUAAAAAAAACUACGUCCCGUAUUUUAUUGAACUUUAGGUAGAAAAUCCCUAAACAAAUAUUCAUGAUGAAUUUUACUAUAAUGCAAAUCUUAAGACAAACGUUUGGUGGGUUAUAUUUGUUCGUAGCUAGUAUUGCUAGUAUUAAAGCUGGUAUUGCUUUUAUCUUAUUUAUAUCAGAUAUUCACAACAUUGAAUCUGAAGAUGAUAUAAAAUACGCCGCGCAAUCUCCAAGAGAUAUAGAUAUUAUGGAACAGAAUAUUCGUAUAAUUCAAAUAGGAAUAUUCCUUGUGUGCUUAAUGGUUUUUUCUUGUGUGAUUGGGAUUUUUAAUAUUUGGGGCCCUGACGACGACCAAGAUGACAAUGAUCAACAAAACCAUAAUCAAAAUAACAUACAUAGAAAUAUGAAUGGCAAUCCAUUUCGAUUUCAUGAGGACUAACUUUAAUUUGAAAAGAUACCAUUGAUGUUUCAUACAUUGCCGCGAAGAUAUACUUGUUUAUGAUAAAUCUUGAUAAGGUUUCUUAAAGAAGCAUAUCCGUUUGAAACCUCGAAAAAUGAAUACAUUUUCUAGAUUUUUUUGCAGCGCAAUGACUUGAUAAAAAUUUUUCAUUUUUUUACGAUAUUAAUACAAUAUUAUUAACUACUUAAAUAAAAAUGUUCGAAUUAAAAAAAAAAAAAAUUUUUUUAAGUUACAUUUGUAGGUAUAUUUGCAGAGCUAUUCCAAAUUUUAAAUGGCUGCACGGUGUAUAUGAAAACGUACGUAAAUCUGAAAUAAAAAAUACAACUUUUUUUUUUAUUAGACAUAUUAAUAGCUCUCUGCUAUCCAAGCGUAUUUUUUCAAUUUUAAAAAAUAAAAAAAUGGCUGCGUGUUAAAAAAAGUUUUGUUUUUUUUGAAAAAAGUCCAUCUUUCUUUGUUCAUAACAAAAAAAAUAGAAAAUCGGAUUAAAAAAAGGCUUUGUUAGCAGAUGCGGAAUCCUAUUAGCAAUUUGUAUGCAAAAUUUGAAGUUGAUUCGUCGAACAUAGCCCGAGUUUUCAUGCAUACUGUGCAAAUAUCCGCAUAGAUUUAAAAAAAAAAAUUUUAACCGGAAAUUUUUAUUUAAUACCUAAUA